CUUUCUAGGGGUCAGAUGAAGGAUUUGGAUCUGGCCUUGGGCACAGGCCAGGGAGGAGACCAUGGUCGGGCUGGGAUUCUGGUGCAGCGCUCCUUCACCCUCAUCGUGGAGGCCUGGGACUGGGACAACGACACUACCCCAGAUGAGGAGCUGCUGAUUGAGCGGGUGUCGCACGCGGGCAUGAUCAACCCCGAAGACCGCUGGAAGAGCCUGCACUUCAGUGGCCACGUGGCGCACCUGGAGCUGCAGAUCCGUGUGCGCUGCGACGAGAACUACUACAGCGCCACCUGCAACAAGUUCUGCCGGCCACGCAAUGACUUCUUUGGCCACUACACCUGUGACCAGUUUGGCAAUAAGGCCUGCAUGGAUGGCUGGAUGGGCAAGGAGUGCAAAGAAGCCGUGUGUAAACAAGGGUGUAACCUGCUCCACGGGGGAUGCUCUGUGCCUGGGGAGUGCAAGUGCAGCUACGGCUGGCAGGGGCGGUUUUGUGACGAGUGUGUCCCGUACCCUGGCUGUGUGCACGGCAGCUGCGUGGAGCCCUGGCAAUGCAACUGUCAGACCAACUGGGGCGGCCUGCUCUGCAACAAAGACCUGAACUACUGCGGCAGCCACCACCCGUGUACCAACGGGGGCACCUGCAUCAACGCGGAGCCUGACCAGUACCACUGUGUCUGCCCUGACGGCUACUCGGGCAAGAACUGUGAGCGGGCUGAGCAUGCCUGCACCUCCAACCCGUGUGCCAAUGGGGGCUCGUGCCACGAGGUGCCCUCAGGCUUUGAGUGCCACUGCCCAUCGGGCUGGAGCGGGCCCACCUGUGCACUUGACAUCGACGAGUGCGCCUCCAACCCGUGCGCAGCGGGGGGCACCUGCAUGGACCAGGUGGAUGGCUUCGAGUGCAUCUGUCCUGAGCAGUGGGUGGGGGCCACCUGCCAGCUGGACGCCAAUGAGUGUGAAGGGAAGCCGUGUCUUAAUGCUUUUUCUUGCAAAAACCUGAUUGGUGGCUAUUACUGUGAUUGCCUGCCGGGCUGGAAGGGCGCCGACUGCCACAUCAACAUCGACGACUGUCGGGGGCAGUGUCAGCACGGUGGCACCUGCAAGGACCUGGUGAAUGGCUACCAGUGUGUGUGCCCACGGGGCUUUGGGGGCCGGCACUGUGAGCUCGAGCUGGAUGAGUGUGCCAGCAGCCCCUGCCACGGCGGCCUCUGUGAGGACUUGGUGGAUGGUUUCCGCUGCCACUGCCCCAAGGGUUUCUCUGGGCCGCUCUGUGAGGUGGACAUUGACUUCUGUGAGCCGAGCCCCUGCCAGAACGGGGCCCACUGCUACAACCUGGAGGGCGACUAUUACUGUGCAUGUCCUGACAACGUGGAUGGCAAGAACUGCUCAGAGCCCAGAGAGCCGUGCCCUGGGGGGGCCUGCAGGGUGGUGGAUGGCUGCGGGUUCGAGGCCGGGACCAGGAUGGCCGGCACUGCCCCCGGCGUGUGUGGCCCCCAUGGACACUGCGUCAGCCAGCCCGGGGGCAACUUCUCCUGUGUCUGUGACAGUGGCUUCACGGGCACCUACUGCCAUGAGAACAUCGAUGACUGCCUGGGCCAGCCGUGCCGCAACGGGGGCACAUGCAUCGACGAGGUGGACGCCUUCCGCUGCUUCUGCCCCAGCGGCUGGGAGGGCGAGCUCUGUGACACCAAUCCCAACGACUGCCUUCCCGAUCCCUGCCACAGCCGCGGCCGCUGCUACGACCUGGUCAAUGACUUCUACUGCGCGUGUGAUGACGGCUGGAAGGGCAAGACCUGCCACUCGCGUGAGUUCCAGUGUGACGCCUACACCUGCAGCAACGGCGGCACCUGCUAUGACAGCGGGGACACCUUCCGCUGCGCCUGCCCGCCGGGUUGGAGGGGCAGCACCUGCAACAUCGCCAAGAACAGCAGCUGCCUGCCCAACCCCUGCGUGAAUGGGGGCACCUGCGUAGGCAGUGGGGACUCCUUCUCCUGCAUCUGCCGUGAUGGCUGGGAGGGCCGCACCUGCACGCACAAUACCAACGACUGCAAUCCGCUGCCUUGCUACAACGGCGGCGUCUGCGUGGACGGCAUCAACUGGUUCCGCUGCGAGUGUGCGCCGGGCUUUGCAGGCCCCGACUGCCGCAUCAACGUUGACGAGUGCCAGUCCUCCCCCUGUGCCUAUGGGGCCACGUGCGUGGACGAGAUCAACGGUUACCGCUGCAGCUGUCCGCCCGGCCGGGCUGGCCCACGGUGCCAGGAGGUGGUCGUGCUGGGGAGGCCCUGCUGGUCGCAGGGUGUGCCCUUCCCUCCUGGGGGCUCCUGGGUGGAGGACUGCAAUAGCUGCCGCUGCCUGGAUGGCCGCCGGGACUGCAGCAAGGUGUGGUGCGGGCGGAAGCCUUGCCUGCUGUCCCCGGGUGCAGCUGCUCCCAUGUGUGGGGGCCUGGCCCCCGGGCCCCACCCAGCCCUGACGGGCGGCCCUGAAUGCUCUCAGCCCCUCAGCCCCUGGGCCACUCACGUGCAGCCUGUCUCUGCCCAGGGCACCACCGUGGGCGCCAUCUGCUCGGGCAUCCGUGCUCUACCAGCCACAAGGGCAGUGGCCCGGGACCGCCUGCUGGUGCUGCUUUGUGACCGGCCAUCCUCGGGGGCCAGUGCAGUGGAGGUGGCCGUGUCCUUCAGCCCGGCGCAGGACCUGCCUGACAGCAGCCUGAUCCAGAGUGCGGCUCACGCCAUCGUGACGGCCAUCACCCGGCGGGGGAACAGCUCGCUGCUGCUGGCCGUCACCGAGGUCAAGGUGGAGACGGUCGUCAUGGGCAGCUCCUCCACAGGUCUGCUGGUGUCCGUGCUGUGCGGCGUGUUCAGCGUGCUGUGCCUGGCGUGUGUGGCCAUCUGCGUGUGGUGGACCCGCAAGCGCAGGAAAGAGCGGGAGAGGAGCCGGCUGCCACGGGAGGAGAGCGCCAACAACCAGUGGGCCCCGCUGAACCCCAUCCGCAACCCCAUCGAGCGGCCGGGCGGCGCGGGCGGCGGCCCGAAGGGCGUGCUGUACCAGAGCAAGAAAUUCACGCUGAUGUGUUCCUGCCAUCUGACCCUGAGCCCCAGUGCUUCCUUCUUUGGGCAUUUCCCUGUUCUCUGGCAAAGAAGGUGUUCCAGGCCCAGUGACACUUUCCCAGUGAUCAGCCAUCUCUCCAGGGAUCUCCAAGGAUUUGAGUGGGGAGCAGUAUUUCAGCAUACAGAUCUGAACCGUGCAAUUCAGUGA
Vicugna pacos (alpaca) is the source of this 3249-nucleotide messenger RNA. The record is from RefSeq and is a predicted model, not a curated record. Lineage: Eukaryota; Metazoa; Chordata; Mammalia; Artiodactyla; Camelidae.